This is a messenger RNA of Pelagomonas calceolata, 1176 nucleotides long. NCBI's taxonomy places the organism in Eukaryota, Pelagophyceae, Pelagomonadales, Pelagomonadaceae. The record is from the annotation of a GenBank genome assembly.
CUGAGCGUUUCGCGCCACCAGCGCGACUGGUCGAGCAGCCAAAACGCGUUUCGCACGCUACCAGCGCGACCGGUCGAGCAGGCGUCGAGCCGUCGAGCAGCGUACGCACGAUGUUGCUAAUCACAGCACUACUGGUUACGAAUGCCGCAGCCCUCGCGCCCCCGCUGCGCACUUUGCUCUCCCGCUCCGCGAAACCAAAAGCGCGGGAAGAGGCCAUCACUCUGAUCACCGAAAUGGAGAGAGAAGAGAGGGACAAAUUCCUCGAUUACGUGAACACUGUCCGAGACACACCUUCCAAGCUCGCGCGGCGGCCCCUGAUGCGCUACGCGCCGAUUUCUUGGUCGGCGCGAGACCUCGCCGCGCUGGACCGCGUCUUGGAUAUCGGCGGCGUGCCCGAGGACGACGCUUCCAAGCGGCGCGUCGUGCUCUCGACGCUGAGGCAGCUCGCGAACACUCGCGGCGUCUUGAAGCUUGAACGGGAAGCGCGGCGGCGGGCGAGGCUUUCUGCCUCCUUCGACGAGAUGCUCGAGCGGACGCCCAAGAUUGGGACUCCCGCAUUCGAGAUCGUCGAGGAGCAGGGCGCGUUCCAGGUGCGGCGCUACGCUGAUUUCGCGGUGGUCCGCACGGCGCGCCAGCGGGCCGUCUCCGACGACGGCGUCAAGCUGGGAGAACCCAAGAUGUCAGGUGCCGGGGCCUUCCAAGCGUUGGCAGGCUAUAUCUUUGGGAAGAACAAGCGCGACGAGAAGAUGGCAAUGACGACGCCGGUCUUUACACGCGCCGGCCAGCUCCUGUGUAGAAAUCAACCUUCGCCACGCCAUCGACGCGAUGUCUCGAUUCCACACAGGUCAGAUGGAGUUCGUACUACCGGAGGCCUACUGGAAAGAUCUUGGGAAGGCACCGGCGCCCGUGUCGAACGUGGAGCUCACCUACGGCGAGGGCGGGCUUGUGGCCGCCGCGUACUAUGGAGGCUACGCUACGAAGGACGAAGUCGAGCGGAGAUCGGCCGAGCUCGUCGAGGCGAUCAACGCGAGCGAGGACUACGACGUGGCCGGCGAGACAUAUUCCGCCGCGUACAACGACCCCUUCACACCGCCAUGGCGACGGCGCAACGAGGUGCUCGUGGCCGUGCAGCAAAAGGCAGGGGCUCCGCCCACUCGUCCUAGCACCGUAACAAGC